UUGGUUGAGACGGUUUCACAAUAACUUUCAAAAUGGCGCGUGUGAUGUUUUGAUCCGCAUCACUGUCUGAGUAUCUGCCUUACCCAACUGCUAUAGGUAAGUAGUAUUCUGUCACAGGAGAUCUAAGUUUUAUGCCAAGUGGUGAAGACUGAAAAGAAAAGAGAUAACAGUUUUAUCUAGUUAGCUGUGAUCACAUGAUCUUAGCUUGUGUUAGACUUUUAUGCACACUAAAAGUUCAUACAUCAUACAUUCAUAAUAAUGCCCUGAAUUGUGUACCUUUUCUUGCUUUAACAACUACUAAUAUUGCUUUGAGGUUUUCCUUCCUGUUAACUUAGCCAAGGAUCCGGAGUAAUAAACAUGUUCGAUGUAUCUAGGAUGGUGCAUGAAAAUUUUAGCUGACAAGUUUCUCUUCAUAUAAACAGGGAGCUAAAGGGGGAUAUGAUUCUGCUGUUGUUUACCUUUUUCUGAUAAUAACUAAGUCUCAAGAUGGCUGAAAAUGGUACUGCUUGUCCAAAGCCGAUGCAGGCAACCUCUACUGGAGUCUUCCAAGGAGAGAACCCUCUUGACUAUGCCCUUCCACUUGUUAUUGUACAGAUUAUCCUUGUUAUCGUCCUCACUCGUACCUUAGCCUACUUGCUUAGACCUCUGAGACAGCCUCGUGUCAUCGCUGAGAUUAUUGGAGGAGUGCUACUAGGUCCAUCUGCUUUUGGUCGCAGUAAGGCGUUCCUGCAUACAAUAUUCCCUCCGAAGAGUUUACCAGUAUUAGACACACUUGCCAACCUCGGCCUCAUCUUCUUUCUGUUCCUCGUAGGCCUAGAAUUGGAUCCAAAAGCAUUACGCCGGACAGGAAAGAAAGCCAUGAGUAUUGCUCUAGCAGGCAUCUGUUUGCCCUUUGCAAUGGGAACUGGUACGUCGUUUGUUCUCAGGGCAACCAUUUCAAAAGGAGUUAGCCAAGGUCCUUUUAUUGUCUUCAUGGGGGUCGCGAUGUCUAUCACAGCCCUUCCGGUCCUAGCCCGUAUCUUAGCGGAGUUCAAGCUCCUUACCACUGAUAUGGGUCGCACGGCCAUGUCAGCUGCUGCAGUCAAUGAUGUGGCAGCCUGGAUCCUCCUUGCUCUAGCCAUCUCUCUCUCUGGUACCGGAAAAUCUCCUCUUAUUUCCGUGUGGGUAUUUUUGUGUGGAGCGGCUUUUGUUGGUUUGUGUAUUCUUAUAGUCCCUCGAGUCUUCAAAUGGAUGAUGCGGCGUUGCCCUGAUGGCGAGCCUGUGAAUGAAAUUUUCAUUUGUGGUACCUUAGCUGCAGUUUUGGCAGCUGGGUUUGUGACCGAUACUAUAGGAAUCCAUGCACUUUUCGGGGCUUUUAUUCUUGGAACUCUAGCCCCAAAGGAUGGGCCAUUAAUCAGUGCCCUGGUAGAAAAGGUGGAAGAUCUUGUUUCUGGCCUCCUCCUCCCUUUGUACUUUGCUUCGAGUGGCCUGAAAACAAAUGUAGCCACCAUUCAAGGGGCUCAGUCAUGGGGACUUCUACUACUUGUUAUACUAACUGCCUGUUUUGGCAAGGUGGUUGGGACUGUUGUGGUUUCCCGCCUCUGUAAAAUGCCGCUCAAUGAGGCUGUUGCCCUUGGGGUUCUAAUGAACAGCAAAGGUUUGGUGGAGUUGAUUGUCCUCAACAUUGGUAAAGAUCGGAAGGUCCUAAAUGAUCAAACGUUUUCAAUUAUGGUUAUGAUGGCUCUAGUUACAACAUUCAUGACAACACCAAUCUUGAGGGCGAUAUAUAAACCAGCUAAGAGAGGAAGCGUAUAUACACUAAGGACUGUCCAAAGAAAUGAUCCCAACUCUCAACUCCGAAUCAUGGCAUGCUUCCAUAGUGGAAGGAACAUCCCAACAAUAAUCAACUUAAUUGAGGCUUCCCGGGGAACAGAAAAAAGGCAAGGGCUCACAGUCUACGCAAUGCAUCUCAUGGAGCUCUCUGAGAGAUGUUCUGCUAUACGGAUGGUUCAUAAAGCCCGAAACAAUGGGCUUCCGUUCUGGAAUGAGCGGAACCAGACAGAUUCAGACCAAAUUGUGGUGGCCUUUGAGGCGUAUGGGCAACUCAGUCAUGUCCAAAUCAGGCCCAUGACGGCAAUCUCCCACUUCUCUGACAUGCAUGAAGACAUAUGUGCUAGUGCUGAGAGCAAGAAAGCUUCCCUCGUGAUCCUUCCUUUCCACAAGCACCAAAAGGUGGACGGGUCGUUGGAAACCACAAGACAUGAAUAUAGAGUAAUUAACAAGAAGGUCCUUCAACAUGAUCCUUGCUCAGUUGGUAUCCUAGUAGACCGUGGGUUUGGCGGGUCUUCGCAUGUGUCAGCCAGCAAUGUCGACUCUACCAUAACUGUUUAUUUCUUUGGUGGCCCUGAUGAUCGUGAGGCAUUGGCCCUUGGUCAACGGAUGUCUGAGCAUCCGGGAAUUACCCUUAUAUUGGUCCAUUUCAGAGCGGAUCCCAACUUGGAAGGAGUCGAAAUGGUGGCUAUUGAUGAGGGUGAUAAGGGCAGUAGCAACGGAGACUCAAAUACAGCUGAUGAGGAGGCCAUUAAUGCUAUAAAGCAAAAACUGACCAGGGACGGGUCAAUCAAAUAUGAGGAAAGAGCAGUGAACGCAACAUCUGAUACUGUAGAUAUCGUUAAGGAAUUCAGCCGUUGUAAUAUGGUCUUGGUGGGAAGAUCACCAGAAGGUACGGUGGCUGCUACUUUCAGUCUUAAUGUAAAGACUGAAUUUCCUGAAUUAGGUCCAGUUGGGGGGUUCUUGAUCUCUGAGGAGGUCUCAACGAAUACUUCUGUUUUAGUGAUUCAUCAGUACAGCAGUGGUUCAAGGCCACUGUCCCUAGAAGAGGAAGAACCAACUGAUGGGACUGAAAAUGAUUAAUUGAAUUUAGUAGAAUAAUGUCCUUAGAAGCUUAUUUCUUCUGCUCGAUGGUUUUCCUUAUAAUACAGACAAGUAGAUAUAUGUGGAUAAGUUAUAAUCUCGACCAGAGGAUUUCUUUUUUUUUUUAAGAGCAUUCACGUGAUUGUUAGUCUCCCGUCAUAAAAAAAAUGUGAUUGUUAGUCUUCCUUCAAAGUUGUUGGAUUGACUUCUAUUCUGUCCAACUAUUAGAUAGGUCACUGAGCUGAAGUGAAGCUUGUGCCGUAAACAAAUUAUAGAAGUAUAUACGUUGAAACAAUGAAAAGAUUUUAGCA
Messenger RNA from Spinacia oleracea (spinach), 3203 nucleotides. Its product is annotated as cation/H(+) antiporter 18. The coding region runs from base 487 to 2892 and encodes 801 amino acids. Lineage: Eukaryota; Viridiplantae; Streptophyta; Magnoliopsida; Caryophyllales; Amaranthaceae. Gene Ontology annotation, biological process: regulation of pH; proton transmembrane transport. Gene Ontology annotation, molecular function: antiporter activity. Gene Ontology annotation, cellular component: membrane; endomembrane system. The transcript has 3 exons. The record is from RefSeq and is a predicted model, not a curated record.